AUGCUGGUGAAAAAUUUCGUCUUAGCAUUAUUCUUCUUUAAGAGCUGGUGUACGGCCGCAAAGUAUACUUUCUUCUCCAAGGAAGAGAGUGUCUAUUGGGCUUGCUUAGAUACUUUGAAUCCAUACAUUUUUACUAAUGAUCUAGGGAGUGCUUACGCUCCAAACUGCCAACCAACUAGGAAUAGGUUUUUGUCAUGGCUUAUUUGUAACUUCGACCACCAGAAGCCAGAAGAUCUUGACAAGAGUUUAGAAAAGAUAAUUGAGAAUUGUGAAACAUCAGUUCCUUUCUAUAAUCAUACUGUCCCAGAAUUACAUCAACUUUAUGAAAAAGUUCAUUCUUCUGCUAUUGACAUCGAUUCUGAUCCAUCAUUUGAUCCAACAAAGAAUCAGACUAAGCCAGUAAUUCCGCCAAGAAGAAAAGUUGAAAGGUUUACCAGAGCUUACUAUAGCAGAGCAAGGUCUGAGAGUCGCACUAGGCUAUAUGGUGGUGCCAUUUUUAUUUAUUUUGCAGGAUGUAUGUUGAUUGGCGGUAUUGUCACUUGGUCAAAGAUUUUAUGUCCACGGAUAGCCCAGAGAUUUGUUGGUCCAAAGAUCAAUGCUUUUAGAAAACUUUUUACCAUUCCAACAGUUAGCAAGAAGCACACGGAAAAUAUGAGAUGGAAAAACUUUAUCAUUGGUCUAAUGCCAACAAGGGCACAAACCUACAUUCUGUUUGGAUAUUUUGCACUGAACGUUAUUCUAAGCUGUGUCGAUUACGAUAUAUUUCCAGACAAUUUCUACACUAGUAGUAAGCAUCAGGUUGCAACGCAGACAGCAGAUCUGGUGCAAUACAGAACUGGUGUCAUAUCUACCAUUCAUACUCCAGUUGUUUUCCUUUUAUCUGGCAGAAACAACCUAUUAUUAUAUUUAACAGGAUGGCCUUAUGAAACAUUCUUGGUCUACCACAAAUGGACAGCAAGAGGGAUGUGGAUCCAUGCUUUGGUGCAUUCUGCAGCUUAUACUUGGCUUGAGAUUGAUUCUCUAGCCGUAGUGUGGAAAAUGCAAUACUGGUACUGGGGAGGCAUAGCCACAAUUGUCGGCGGUUUGAUGCUGUUCCAGGCUUCAUCAUAUUUCCGCGUCAACUGGUAUGAAAUAUUCAAGACUAUACAUUUUCUAUUCUCUGCGUUAUACAUUGCAGGAUUAUGGUAUCACUUGAGAAUAUUCAAUGGGUUAUGGAUGGAGUAUGUUUACGCCUCCAUUGGACUAUGGUGUGGCGACCACCUCUUGAGAAUUUGUAGACUUUUGUGGUUUGGGGUUGUCAAACGAGCUGAUUGUGAAUUAUUUGAAGAAGAUGGAACAAUCAAAAUGACAAUCGCAAGGCCAUCGACAUGGAAACCUUUCCCAGGUGCAUUCGUGUACAUAUAUGUCCUCAGACCAUACGGAUUCUGGCAGUCUCAUCCUUUCACUAUUCUUUUCGAUGAAAACGACGCAGACGAAAAGAAAAUCCACAUCUACAUCAAAGCGAAAAAGGGCCUCACCGCGUCACUAGCGAAAAGUUUAUCCAAAAUGGCGGACAAAAAGCAAAGCUUCUACGUGUUCGUAGAAGGGCCAUACGGAUUUGAGGCACCAUUGUCAAAAUACGAAAACCGUCUCAUCAUCACAGGUGGGAAUGGUGUUCCGACUGGGUUCUCCAACUACAGCAACCUGACUAAAAAUCUCACUGAAACCUCUAGAGAAACUGUCAAAUGGAUCUGGAUCAUCAGAGAUUGCUCCCCGCUUAAAUGGUUCAAAGAUGAUUUACUUAAGGUGCAAGACAGACUUGGUGAAAUAGACAUCUAUAUCACCAGAAUGAACGCAAACGACACUCCUUCCUCUGAUGACAUCGUGGACUUAAAACAGGAGGAUGAUCUAAGUUCCUCUGAAAAAAAGAAUGUCGCCAUCAUCAACCAGACUAGCGAGGAUAAUGCCGCCGAUACCAACUCCGGCACUUCUUUCAGCGUAUUCAAAGAACUAAACAAGAUCAAUAUUUAUUUUGGAAGACCAGACAUCCAAGCCUUGGUUAUGUCAGAAAUACAAAACAACUCUAAGGGCAGCACGGCCAUUCUCAGCUGUGGUCCUCCAAAGAUGAAUGACGAAAUAAGAGAUACUGUAGCCAACAGUUUGAACUUAUCGGACUCUAGAGUUGACUACUUUGAGGAAGCUCAAGUUUGGUCUUGA
Molecule: messenger RNA, 2196 nt
Organism: Kluyveromyces marxianus DMKU3-1042
Lineage: Eukaryota; Fungi; Ascomycota; Saccharomycetes; Saccharomycetales; Saccharomycetaceae
Gene: FRE3
Product: ferric reductase family protein
Exons: 1
Coding region: 1-2196 (731 amino acids)
Biological process (GO): intracellular iron ion homeostasis; iron ion transport; copper ion import
Cellular component (GO): plasma membrane
Molecular function (GO): ferric-chelate reductase activity
Source: RefSeq, a predicted model, not a curated record